UCCAAAAUUAUAAUUUGAGCCCUCCGUUGUGUGGCAUCGCUAAUUUAAUGAGUACUGCAUGCAGAGAACGUAAAAUAACGUUAUUAUACGUUCUCUGUGUUUCUUACGGCUAUUCACAAUAGAUUUGGGCCGCGUACAUUGCUGUUUUGUUCUUGGGUUCGUAUUGAUUUUGAAAACGAAAUUUAACUAUUUUAAAGAAAAAUGGAUAAAGUUGAGCAAAAUGAUAACACUAAUCGAGAUGAGUUGAUUAUGCAGCAACAGCGUGAAAUAGAAAAAGAGAUUAGUGAUUCGAUUCCCCUUGUGAGUGAACAACUGCCCAUAACUUGCCUUAAUGCAGAGUAUCUCGGCGAUGACGUUUUCACAGCAAAGAUUCAAGAUCUUGCCGGCAAGUACAAAUUCUUACGGCGAACACGUCCUGAUGGGAAUUGCUUUUUUCGCGCAUUCGCUUACGCUUACCUAGAACACUUGAUUUUUAAUAAAGACGAAUAUAUACGUUUUAAGGACUUGGCUGAUAAAUCAAAGGAUAAACUCGUGCAAUUAGGAUUCCCUAGUUUCACGCUGGAAGAUUUCCAUGAUACGUUUAUGGAGGUAGUUAAGCGGGUAGAUCCCUCAACCGGCACCCCAGAAAUAGUUUGUGAUGAGCUUCAUAAAGUUUUCAAUGAACAAGGCUAUUCUGACUACGUAGUUGUUUAUUUGCGUUUACUUACAUCUGGCAAACUGCAGGAAGAAGCUGACUUUUAUCAAAACUUCAUAGAAGGAAAUUUUACAAUUGAAGAAUUCCGUCAUCAAGAGGUGGAGCCAAUGUAUAAAGAAUCGGACCAUAUACAUAUUAUAGCAUUAUGCACUGCGCUAGGUGUAGGCGUGCGCGUGGAGUAUAUGGAUCGUGGUGACACACAAGUAAAGGCACAUGAUUUUCCAGAGGGUAGUACGCCUAAAGUAUUUCUAAUUUAUCGACCCGGUCACUACGACAUAUUGUAUCCUAAAUAAAUUGCCAACAUGUAAGAUAUCAAUGCCUCACAGGAAGGACUUAAGCUGCCUGUAAUUUUUUAAUUUGAUAAAAUUAUAUAUAUGUGUGUUUCUAUUAACAGUGGCGUGUAUUAAGUAUAGCUGCUUUGAAAUUAUUUUCUACCUUUUCUCCAUACAUUAUAAACAUAAAUUAAACUGACAUGAUAUUAGCUUCUGCAUAUGUGAUUUUGUAGCAAUUAUAUUUUGCAGCUAUAAACAUAUUUUAUAAUCACAACUUUUUAAAAUGUACGUAGAAAAUUCGCGCUCAAGUAAAUUGUAUACUACGUAGUGUGUAAUAUAUGUAUGCAUUGAAAAUUACUCAUGAACUUAACAUUUUCUGGAAUACUUAUAUAAUAAAAUAAUGAUCUUAAUUAAUAUUAUUGAAGUUAAAUUAUUUUACAAGUGAAUAAAUAUUUUCAAAUCUAAAAACCUACAAAAUAGCCGUACUUAGUUCUUGAGUAUGAACCAUCAUUAUAAAAUAAACAUAAAUAGGAAACAAAU
This is a messenger RNA of Ceratitis capitata (Mediterranean fruit fly), 1506 nucleotides long. Its product is annotated as ubiquitin thioesterase otubain-like. Bases 202 to 987 code for a protein of 261 amino acids. The transcript is spliced from 3 exons. Gene Ontology annotation, cellular component: nucleus. Gene Ontology annotation, molecular function: cysteine-type deubiquitinase activity; ubiquitin binding. NCBI's taxonomy places the organism in Eukaryota, Metazoa, Arthropoda, Insecta, Diptera, Tephritidae. The record is from RefSeq and is a predicted model, not a curated record. Gene Ontology annotation, biological process: protein K48-linked deubiquitination.